Aspergillus pseudonomiae is the source of this 1005-nucleotide messenger RNA. Its product is annotated as Ser/Thr protein phosphatase superfamily. Gene Ontology annotation, molecular function: hydrolase activity. Bases 157 to 963 code for a protein of 268 amino acids. NCBI's taxonomy places the organism in Eukaryota, Fungi, Ascomycota, Eurotiomycetes, Eurotiales, Aspergillaceae. The record is from RefSeq and is a predicted model, not a curated record. The transcript has a single exon.
UUUGUUGUCUAUCACAUCUUGAGUCAUCUGAUCAAUCCGCUUGCCAGGGUAAGGCACCAGUUAGGACCAUAUAUUAGGCGCCGCGAACCACUUUCAUUCUUGGUGAUGUGACGGAAACCUAACUUUGGAAUCGAUUCGUCCUACACCUAGCCGCUGAUGGCAGAUUUGCAACUCCAAAUCCUAUCGGAUCUCCAUCUGGAGUCGCCGGCUGCCUACGAUAUGUUCAACAUCGACCCAAAGGCACCAUUCUUAGCACUGUUGGGUGAUGUUGGUUACGUCAAGGAUGAGGGGUUCUUUCUCUUUCUCCGCAAGCAACUAGCAAAAUUCCGGGUCGUCUUUUUGGUUCUAGGCAACCAUGAAGCCUACCAUAGCAGUUGGGCUGAGACAAAAUCCAACAUGCAACGUUUCAAAGAUACCAUGGACGCCUCCUCGGGAAAAGGUGAGGCGCUUGGAAAAUUCAUCCUGCUCGAUCGAACGCGCUAUGACAUCUCACCGACCGUCACCAUUCUUGGCUGCACUUUAUUCUCACAAGUCGCUCCAGAACAAAAGGAAAGCGUUAGUUUCGGCUUGAACGACUUUUACCACAUUCGCGAUUGGUCGGUAGAAACACAUCAAGCAGAACACCUUGUGGACCUUGCGUGGUUAAAUAAAGAAAUUGUGUCGAUUUCCAGCUUCGAACCCGGGCGCAAAGUCAUUGUUUUGACUCAUUUUUGUCCUUCGACCCACCAAAAUGUUAUCGAUCCCAAGCAUACGAAUAGUAAACUUUCUUCUGGAUUUAUGACCGAUUUAUCGAGCGAGCCAUGCUGGCAGCAGAAAAUCGUUGCCCUCUGGGGUUUUGGACACACACAUCUCAACUGUGACUUCCGAGAUCCAGCGACUGGGAAGAGAGUGAUAUCAAACCAGAGAGGCUAUUACUUCUCUCAGUCAGUUGGUUUUGAUAGUGGAAAAGUUGUCGGAGUCUGAACUAAGAGGAGGGUGGCCAUAGAUACCAAAUGUGAGCUUCUA